CCGAAUUGAGCCUCACGCGUGCGGCAGGAUGGAAGUGGCGAUGGCGGCAUCCAAGCCACCCGCAGCGCCGGCUCGCAUGUCGUACGUGGACAUCUUUCAACUCCUGCACUCGGAAGACUCGAACAAGACGGCCAAGUUGGUUGCUGAAUACGAAGCUGUUCGGGCGGACAUCAAGGAGAAUGGAGCAUCCGGUGACGAGUCAAGCGGGGGCGACGAAGACGAUGAUUCUGCCACGACUCCCACUCGAUCCAACUCGUCUGGGUCGUCCUCCCGACGGCACCCCGACAAACCCAAGCGCUCCUUUUCCCAAAUGUCGUCGGAUGAUCGACCUUACCCUCGUGGACGCAUUCCGGCUGGGUCCGGCCGUCAGCCCAGGUUGAAGAAGUCCAAGUUGAUGCAAAAGAUCACAGGGCGGAAGAAUGCGCGGCCGGUGCCGAUGCCCGGCAUGUCGUAGCGACCAAUUCGAGUUGCCUCCUUCCAUGACCCCUUCCAACAUGACGAAUAUUUAUAUUCAACUUAUUCCUCGUCGUAAUCGACUUCGCACUCGUCG
This is a messenger RNA of Aphanomyces invadans, 550 nucleotides long. RefSeq lists its product as hypothetical. The coding region runs from base 29 to 454 and encodes 141 amino acids. The record is from RefSeq and is a predicted model, not a curated record. The transcript is spliced from 3 exons. Lineage: Eukaryota; Oomycota; Saprolegniomycetes; Saprolegniales; Verrucalvaceae.